AUGGUUCGUCGAAUUGAUGACGCCAUAUGGGCGCGUCGCAUCGACGACGGGGAUAUGCAAGUUGCAUUUGCCCAGUCAAAUCUGGCAGAACGUGCCAAGACUUGGGCACUGGGGCUUAAGCUGCACGACCCAUAUGCGUUUGGGCCGUUGGAAGUCUUCCAAGUCGCGGCUCAGACAAACGUUUGA
Molecule: messenger RNA, 186 nt
Organism: Peronospora matthiolae
Lineage: Eukaryota; Oomycota; Peronosporomycetes; Peronosporales; Peronosporaceae
Source: the annotation of a GenBank genome assembly